GCAAUAGGGAGGGAUGAGAUGGAGGUAAGGGAGGUGGGGCACAAUGGGAAAGAGGGGUGACUGUUCAGUGAUGCUGCCAGAUCCCGUGACUUUGUCUGUCUGGGGCCCGGCUCUUCUACCGGCUUGAGAUUUUGGGUGUUCUCUGGCUUGGUUCCCUAUUAUCCACCCCCAGGUGCUUCCUGUGUUUGAAACUGUUUCAGAAACAAAUACCCCAUUCUGAGAGAUGCCUUCUUCUGAGCCAGAUGCUCACUUUCCAAACCCACCCUUCUCUUCAGACACUCCUACCUUUUAAUCAUCAGCAGAUGAGAACACCACCUGUGCCCCUCUAAGCUUCAGUGUUUUUGGCCUAGUGAGUAAGUAGAGCCUCGGCCGUGCUUUUCAGAUUGUUCGAUGGUCUGCUUUGGCCGCAGAACUACCAGAAGUGGGUGGUGGUCCUCGGGAGCUUCCCAUCAUUCACUGGGAAGAUGCCCCAACCCAGAGGAGAGGGAGUUAGGAUAGCAUGCGGCACUGCAUUCGGAACCUGCAGGCACCCCACGGCCGCAUCGUGUCUUGGGACGUGGGACAGCUGCUCUUUGGGGAGGAAGGUUGCCUGUAAUACACCUCCCUGAAUCCGGUGGUCCUUCUCUGCUCUGCCGCUUGAAAUGGGGUCAGGGGUCCCCUCUGAGGCCUAACCUUUUCUGGUCUUCCCUUUGCUCUUAACCUGGAGUUAGGGCCUGGCUUGUUGGUUGUCAUUUGAUGCUGGCAGAAACACAAAGUUCACAUACACUCUUCAGGAUCCUUGCAGAAUCCCCCCUUUCCCACCUAGAUGUCUCAGGCGUCUCACUUCUUUCUUAUUCCUGUAGCUCUUUACUAAGGCCCGUGGCCUCAGUGAUUCCUCCUCAAGGGAGGUCGGGAAGGCAUUCUUCUAGUGGAGUAGGUCUUGUCUUGUGAGAGGCGGCCAGUAUGUGACACUUCCCUCAGCUGCUGUCUGUGGGAAGGCCUCAUGGGGAAAGUCCUCUUCAGCUUUCCCUUAACACUGUCUACCUCUGCUGUCCUCACCCUUCCAUCAGACUCCUCCCCUUCCAGUGGCCUGUGCCUGCUCCGUGCUUGGGGAUCCCUGGAGCUCGGAGCUGAGAAGCGUCAGCCGAGGGCUCCUGGGCUUAGACCUUAACUAAGCUGAGAAUGCCAGGGCUGAGUGUGGCAAGGGUGACCAGGCCUGGAUGGGGCCGGGCAGGGAGACGCUGAGCUCCGGAAAUCUGGAUUGGAGAGUUGGGGCUGAGUCAGAGAGGGAGCUGCCUGGCCCAGCUCUCUCUCUCUCUCUCUCUCUUUCUGUUCUCCCAGUGCAUCCAAGUCUUCUGUCAGAGCCUUCUGCUGAGCUGAACAGUUACUAAUAAUAACUUUACUCUAUCACUGCUGGCAACCCAGCAACCGAGAGUGAGAGUGUGUGUGUGUGUGUGUGUGUGUGUGUGUGUGUGUAAGAGACAGAGAGAGUGGAAAAGAGAGAGGGCAUCUAACUUCCAGGGCUGUCGGUUGGCUGAAGAUAUCACCCAGACACACAGAGAUCCACGCACAUGCACACGCCCACACGCGCACGGCUGUGCUCACGUACUCACUCACACCCACUCAUGUGGAGGGUGAGUCACAGACAGGCUCAUCUUCCAGGAAUCCUCUGCAGGCAGACUUGCCGUUCCUCCCCCUGUGAGUGGAGAGGGAGGAGGGGCCCCGGCCCGAUCGCUAUCCCUGUCGGGUUAGGUCCCUGUUUGUUGGUGGAGAGACAGAUGGAUGCUGAUUCUUGGGCCGGUGCCUCCUUCCUAGUGCCAGUGCACUUGGGGGUGCCAGGGGGCUUCUUGGUUAAGUGGUGAGAUAAGGUGUUGGCAGAGGACUCUUGGGUGUGCUGCCCGGGCGUUUGGGGGUGGGGGGAUCACGAUGAGCCGGUCGUGUUUCUCACUCAGAACUUUUCCUUUGGGGAUCCUUCUUCCUUGCCAGCAGGCCUCCCUUGUGCAGGGGCCAGGAUGAGCGGGCUUUUAAAGAGAAAGUUUGACCAGCUGGAUGAUGACACCUCCACCUCGUCGUCCUUCUCGCGCUCUUGCUCGCCGACUUCGUCCUCCGAAUCCUCAGGCUGGGACUCUGACGAGGAGUUCCACCCAGCUGCCUUCAUGCCCAGGGACCUCAUCGCUCCAUCCAUCCUCAAGAAGGCCCGGCGCUCCGCGGCGGGGAACGUGACCUUUGCUGGGGUCACCGUCUUCUACUUCCCAAGAUGCCAGGGCUUCACCAGCGUGCCCAGCCGAGGGGGCUGCACCCUGGGCAUGGUGAGGCGGCACCACACCUGCUGCAACUUCACGCUGGAAGAGUUUGCGCAGGAGCAGGCCCGCUCACGGAAAGAGAAGCUCCGCGUGAGACUGAGGGAGGAGAAGCUGGAGGCCCUGAAAUGGAAGCUCAAGGCCAGUGGGACGCCGGAGCCAGAGGAGACGCACCAGCUGCCCGUGGAGGAGGCCGACGUGGAGGUGACCGACGAGGAGCUGGACGGCGGUGCCUUCCUGCAGCCCUACUCUGCCCGGCAGCGGCGCAGACUGCUGCGGGCCAUGGGCGUGAGGCGCAUUGACCGCGAGGAGAAGCAGGAGCUACAGGCCAUCCGGCUGUCUCGAGAGGACUGUGGCUGCAAGUGCCAGGAUGUGUGUGACCCCGAGACCUGCAGCUGUAGUGUGACUGGGAUCAAGUGCCAGAUGGACCACACGUCCUUCCCCUGUGGUUGUAGCAAGGAUGGCUGUGGGAACCCGGAGGGCAGGGUGGAGUUUAACCAGGCCCGGGUGCAGACGCACUCCCUCCACACCCUCACCAGGCUGGAACUCGAGAGCCGACAGGAGAGCUCGGGGUCCGAGGCUGAGUCGCUGCAGGACGGUUCUGCCGCUGCUGCCUUUGCCUGCUUGGGGGACGAGGCUGGGCCCCUGGGGCCUCCCCCGCCAACCCCGACUUUUCCGUUCCCUCUGGGCAUGGAGAUUCUGGGGGACAGCAGCUGCAGCAGCGACAUGACCGACGCCUCGGCGUCCUCAGUCCCCAGCGAGGCCCCCUCUGAGGGGAGGCCCUACGGAGGAGCCGUGCCCUCCGACAAGCUGCCGGCUGACCUGGAUGAUGACGGCCUGGCCCGGAUCCUGCAUUUCAGUGAUUCCAACGUCCUGGGGGAGGACGACGAGGAGGAGGGGGUGCGGUCAGGGGGCGUCCCCCCUGGCAUCGCCCAUUGCCAGGAUGACCUCGGCAGCUUCCCCUCCGUGGACCUCUUUGGCGCGGCGGCCGACGGCUACCCCGGCCACAUGGCCAGCAUCGUCUCUGACUGCCUGGAUGAGAACGCCAACCAGGAUGCCCUCUGCUACCUGGACGGCCUUCCUACCCAGUCGGCCGCGGGCGCCGGCUCCAGCUGUCCCCUCCCUCCCUCCACGGACAGCUGUAAGAGCUACACAGACCUGAGCCUGUCCUCUUCCGAUUCCCUGGAUCUUUUCCAGUCCUUCUCCGACUACAGCCUGGGCCCCCUCUACCCCUUGCCCAAGGACUCGGAGAAUGGGGACAACCUGUCUGUGCCGCAGCCCGCCUUCUCCCCCGCCAGCGACCCCACCGCCUGCUUCCUGGAGUCCCUCAUUGGCCUCUCAGAAUCGGUCCCGGAGAUGCCCGCCCCCUUCUCGGACAACCAGCUGCUGGAGGAUGCCAUUAAGUCAUCCCUCAUGGAAAUGGUGAAGGUCUAGGAGGGACCGGCAGGAGGGACGGUGUCGUCACUCAGGGACUAGUGGAGUUCUGGUGGAGCUGAGCCAGCCGUGCGUCUGUAGCUCGGGUGAAUGGUCUGCACCUGCGUCCCUGCGGGCUGUUGGUGUGCUCCUUCGAGGCCAAUGAGGCACACCUCUUACCUAUUUAUUGCAAACUGAAGGGACGGGAGUGGUCACUGGAGCCUAAAAUAAUAUAAGUCUUAUUUAAACUGAUCGUACGUACCUCAGAUGUAUUAGGUGGACAGGUCAGUCCCAUUAUUUUUUUAUUAUAAUACAUCUGUAUUUAUUAUUUUUUUCUUACGCUCUGUACAGAGGAGAGCAUUGGAGGUUUUGGGCGUGAACUGAAAGGUACAGCGGGAGGACCCCAACUGCUAAGAGCCCCUUGUCUGAGACGCUGCGCCUCCUCAGUCCCCUCCAUCCAGUGAUUUUUAGACAAGAAAAGGCCUUUGAUUUCGUUCAACACUUUGUCCACUUUGCUGCCCACGUUCUUAAAAUGGAGACUCCGAAACCCACUGGGGUUGAAUCAGGUUCUUUAGCCAGAUCGCCUAGCCACCUUGCCUUCAUCAGGGCCGUCAUUAUCAUCAUGGGGGCCCUUGGAAGGUCAUGGGCGCCGUGUAGGGUCUGCACGCACACAGGAUGACUGAAGGGCCCGCGCCUCCUUUGGAAACUGUGUAAAGUUGUACAAAGCCUCUGUAAGUUAUUUCCUGUAAUUUAUUUAGAAAUUGAUGAGGAUUUGGCCCCGAGCUCUGAGGUGAUCAGCUUGCCUGGGGCUUGCCGGUGUCCAUCUGUCCUGCCAUCUGCUGUCAGGAGCUGAGUCAGCCCGGAGAAUCCAGAAUCUGGAGGAGCUGCUUGUGCCGGGGACGGGGGCCCUCUGGGUUCCUGGGGGGCUGUGCUGCUCAGCCAUGGCGGGCGGUCUGUGUGUCCACGUUUCAUGUACGUGCUUGUAUGUUCUGAUCCGGAUCAGCCUUGAAAGGAAACAAGUCUGGACUCUCUCUCUGCCCCCCAAAUCCCUACUCCAACCGAGAAGAAGAAGUCAUUGCUGAGUUAGCUAUAGGAGACCCUCUCCAGAGAUCAUCCCCAUUGGACUGGUUUCCUUCCCAUUGAGCCCCCUGAGUCCUGUGUUCGAACAUCCUUUUCUCUGUUCUUCCUUGGCCCACCUGUGAUGUGACAAGGGGGCAGAGAAAGAAGGGGAGUCUAGGGGGUCUGCUUUGUGGAAAAGGGACUGACUCGUGCAUGGAUCAGCUAGCCUAGGUUGGUGACUGACCCGGCCUUCCCCAGCUAGCCCUUACACUCCACCCCACCCUGGUAGAUCUUAUGUGAUUUUCAAAAUGUAAAGUAAACAUUUUCCAGGCUGUAGCUCAUUUUUUCUGUUUGCCAAAAAUCAAUGUUUCCUUCCUUGGUUGGGUGCUCAGCAAUAGAUGGAAUGGGGAGUGCUCUGACUCUCCGUAGCCCAGAGGGGUUCUUGGGAAUCAGGAUCACUUGGGUUCAGCUAUCCCCUGUAUAUAUAUAUAUAUAUGUCAUGAUUAUUUUGCUUAAAGGUACAAGUAAAGAAAAUGCUUUAUUUUUAACAA
Molecule: messenger RNA, 5302 nt
Organism: Vombatus ursinus (common wombat)
Lineage: Eukaryota; Metazoa; Chordata; Mammalia; Diprotodontia; Vombatidae
Gene: CSRNP1
Product: cysteine and serine rich nuclear protein 1
Exons: 5
Coding region: 1992-3713 (573 amino acids)
Biological process (GO): regulation of transcription by RNA polymerase II
Cellular component (GO): nucleus
Molecular function (GO): DNA-binding transcription factor activity, RNA polymerase II-specific; sequence-specific DNA binding
Source: RefSeq, a predicted model, not a curated record